CACCUACAUAAUCCUACUUGGGUACCUGGGCAGCUAUAUAUCUAUCAGCAUUUGUAUUUGUAUUUGUAUUCUGUGCUAGCGUCUCCUAUUAUUGUUAAUAUUUUGUGGCAUUCCGACCAAUCGAAAGAAAGGAUUUACCUAAUCAUUAACAAGUUCCUUUAAUAUCUCUACUCCAGUAUUCGUUUACUAGGGUCCUAUCUCCUCCUACCCCGAACUUAAAGCCUCGUACUACCUAGUAUCCUUCAUUCACAACAUUCAACGCCCAUUUCUACCAUUUCCUCCAUAACUACCUACCCUCUACAUUACUUUAUCACACCAUUCAUCCCCUCUUUCCGCCCCUUGUUGAUGCGUUUUCAAUCACUUACCAUAUUUAACUUUCAAUUCAAUUUCGAUUUGUAGCUUCCAUUACACGAUCAGACGCUCGACUUAUUCCUCAUUUGAAGUAGGUGCGGGUCAGAAUACCCACAACCCAACAAGAUAGAAAAAGCCGGACCCUGAUCGAUGAACUUAAGUUGACAGACGGGUACCACGAGAAAAUAAUGUCUGCCUCAACUGCUGGUCGACGUCAAGCGCGUGGUGGAGUUCGCUCUGGAACACAUGAGAGGGGUGAAGAAAUAGCCUUAUGGACCGAGAUCACUCAAGCUCUAGCCAAAAUCAAAGCAGAAGAGAAAAUCUUUGAAGCAAAUAUCCCGGAAGCCAUCAUCUCUAAAGAAACCGCUAUAGCUGAGCAGAUAAAGAAUGGUUUACCACCUGCCAUGGCCGCAAUAGAAGAGCUCGACAUACAAAUUCGAGAAGGCGUGAAAGUCUCCGAGUCUACAGCAGUAGCCCUACGACAAACCAUUGAAAAACUGUCGAUUCUUUUAGCCUUGAUCAAAGGCAACGAAGCAGAGCGAGGUUCCAAUUCCCGCGAAUCUCAUGGAAGAUCAAGUGUUACCGACGAUGUAGGAUCUACCGACUCUCCUGUUCCUUCUCCGGCAGAAAACAAGCAUGUUCGAAAGAUGGGAAAUGGUAGAACCAGCAGUUUACCGCCGAAGGGAAAAGAUAUCUCUAGGAAGUCUGAGAACGAAGAGCCCAGUACUAGUACUAAUACUGGUGGUACUGGUGGUACCAAUAAUAAUAAUACAUCUACAACUUCUGGUACUAGUGGCACAAAGAAAAUCGAAUUCUCCAAGGGACAAGAGGUGGCAUUCAAGCCGAGACCCGGUUCUCCCUUUACAGAGAUGGAUUGGAUUCAAGGAAAGGUUGCAAAAGUUAUUGGUGACGGCAAGAGUCGCAGAUACAGGGUUGAAGAUGUGGCUCCUGAUGAAGGGAAUAAAUCCUCAAUUCUUACCUCCGCGUCUUCUAUGUGCCCAAUUCCACCAGAUGACGCCAUUCUUGGACCCUACGAAGUUGGAAAGCGUGUCCUCGCUCUUUAUCCCGAGACAACCACAUUUUACCGAGCGGAAGUCAAAGCAAUGCUUGAUGAUGGCAAUAGAGUUAGGUUGAUAUUUGACGGAGAUGAGGAUUCUACAAAGGAAGUCGAACGGCGAUUUGUUCUUGAUCAUUCAGGUUAGGAGUAUAGGAAUUCUUUUUCUUUAAAGGACGGACUAAAGAGGCAUUGGUGGGUUGUUUGGCGUUACUUCUUUUCCCCUCUUCUCUGGAGCUCUGUUGGUACAGGAGUAUUGGAAUAAGGAUACCCCCAAAAGCAUUUGACAGUUGAUAUCUUACAUGGGAUAGAUGGAGUUUAUGGUGGCUAUAUCAUUACUCUCAACAAAUGUGGUGUACAGGACACAAGUAUGUUGUAACUGGGCGUUUUGUUCUUUUAGAUGACGGAGAGGGCCAUCCGGUGUUCGAAAAGUGCAACACAAUGUACCCUUCUCUUCGACACUGAAGUGGAUAAAAUUAAUUCAAGUGGCAAUUUCAAAGGGUCUAAUAUUUCAUGUCUCAAUUUUCGGAAAGCAGCGAAACUGUGCCCCUCAUCCACAUGUUUUAGAUAUCCGGUACUCAAUUUAGAGUACCAUCCGAAUAGCCUCAUCAAGCCGGGGUGAUUUCGAUACUUAAGAUAGACGUUAUUGUGUAAUAGAGAGGAACACUGCCAUACGCUUAGACAAUUGUAUCUCGUUUAUACACUCAUUACGGAGUAAACGUGUGUUCCCUCGGUCGACUUCAACACAUUGUACCCCUUCCAAAUUUGGUUCAUCUCAUAAUAAUAUCCGACAAUAUGGCCUCCAAAUUUGAGGUUCGAGCCAUCUUCAUUCGUCUGUGAGUUUGUUUAGGUAGUGUAAAGGGAAUAUAGCCAGAAAGCUUCAUCAGUUCAUUGACAGAUUUAACUGAUGAUGGCUGAUAUGGAGGAGAGGGCGAUAUAAG
This is a messenger RNA of Botrytis sinoallii, 2346 nucleotides long. RefSeq lists its product as uncharacterized. The transcript has 3 exons. Lineage: Eukaryota; Fungi; Ascomycota; Leotiomycetes; Helotiales; Sclerotiniaceae. The record is from RefSeq and is a predicted model, not a curated record. Gene Ontology annotation, cellular component: SAGA complex. Bases 540 to 1553 code for a protein of 337 amino acids.